GUCACCCAGCCGUCUUUCAUGCCUAAAGCGGGACUAGAACUCACCGUCACCUGGUUUCUAGGCUAGCGCUUUCACCCAUACACACCAAACUGUCUCUCUUUCCUACUUUGCUUCCUCUUGGUUCGUUUCACUUUCCUCCCGAGCUUCCACAAGUGCCACGAAGACCCCCGUCUCAAUCCAGGUUCCGUCCUCUUCCUAGCAUAAUUUAACACCUGUGUUUCAGGAUCCUAAUCUGGCCACACCUGCAUUAAUCAGGACUAUAAAAAUCCCCCCAUCCAGAAUGUUAACAUUUCCUGCAUUGUGAAUUCGGGUGUGUCUGUUUUGCACAUGGGAACCGGCUUAACGAACCAGGGAUGGGCGCCUGGUGCCGUCUCUGCGUUCCGAACACCCUUCCUACGGUCUCUUGCCGCCGGCAGCGUUUGGCUGCUCCUGAUGGAAUCUGGGAAACAUCCCAGAGCUUGUAAGCUGCCUGCUUUGGUUUUAGGAGUAUUGUGUCAUAUUGGCAGAGCUUCGGGUACGCUCAUUUAAAGUUUGUUUGUCUUUUAAGUGCUCUUCCUCUGCUGUUCCUCCCGAGCGUUUUGUCCGGCUGAAACGCUUGGUUUCAUAACGUCCUUCUUUUAACCAGGGGCUUAUUGAGUACUGAAAUGCUAGCCGUGGUUUGCGGUGACACUGUCACAGUCCUUGCUGUGUUUUGGUCCCUUCUUUUUUUUUGCUUUGAACUCUCUACUCCACAGUCCUAGGAUGUCUUUUGUGUGAGCCGUGGCAAAGUGUGGUCUUGGAGUGAAUAGCAGCGAAGUAACUUGGCUUUCUCAUGGAUAUCUGAGACCGUCAGAGGCACUCCGAAAAGCCCACACAGGGUUGCUACUGUCCUCCUUCUGUAACUUGAGUGAAGCCCUUGAGAAAACCUGGAAAAAUCAAAACCGAGGCUCCAGCGAGUGCCGUCCUCACUUGCUGCUGAAACAAGAAAGAACAACCCCAAAUUAUUUCUCUUUGCAAAACCGGCGUUCCCUCCACGCUGAAAGGAUAAACCGCUUUUUUUUUUGAAACGGGCGUUGUUGCGUCUUGGAUGUAAAAUGUCUGAAAACUCAAACGGAUCUUCUGAACCAGCUCCAGAUUACAGGUACAAGAAAGACGAGCUCUUCAAGAGACUAAAAGUGACUACUUUUGCCCAGCUGGUGAUACAGGUGGCCACUCUGUCGGAUGAAACCUUGAAAGGGCCACCUGAAGAAGGCCAAAAACUAGAUGAAGGCGACGCCGCUCCUGCAGAGACCAAUCUUGAGGUAGCAGAGACCAACGGCAAAGGGAGCCCCGAGGAGAAGGCGGCCAGCCCCAUCCUGUUCAUCAACAACACCGGCGCUGGAGAGUCAUAUCGCUCCACCUUGCAGAGCGUCAUCAGUGGGGUCGGCGAGCUGGACCUGGGCAAAGGCGACCCCAGGACGACGGAGCUGGCGGCUGCAAACGACGGGCCUUAUCCCGACUGCCCCUACCUGCUGCUGGACGUGCGAGAGCGAGACGCCUACGACCUCUGCCACCUUGUGGGAGCUUACUCCUAUCCCAUCGCUACUCUGUCCCGAACGAUGAACCCCUACACCAACAGCAUUUUGGAAUACAAAAAUGCUCACGGGAAGAUUAUCAUCCUCUACGACGACGACGAGAGGGUGGCCAGCCAAGCAGCCACCACCAUGUGCGAGAGGGGCUUUGAGAAUGUAUUCAUGCUCUCUGGAGGGCUCCGAGUCAUUGCGCAGAAGAUCCCUGAAGGCCUGGUGACCGGCUCCUUCCCCGCCUCCUGCGUGGUGGCCAGUCACCCUGGGAGCGCCCGGAAAAAAGCCACCCCCCAGCCGCCCCUCCCCACGGCCGCCACUGAGAACAAGUGGAGGUUCACCGCAGAGGAUCUGCAAAAGAUGCAAUACUAUCUCCAGGAGGAGCAGCUUCCCAGCGAUCCUGCCACCCGCCUCAGCCGCGGAUCCUCCGCCCGGGACUGCAAAGCCGCCAUCGCCGUGAGGAGCAGCCAGGACCUGCCCAGCACCAACCCGGCCACAGCGGCCCUCACCGCCCGCUCCCUCAGCAGCAGCAACCUGCAGAGCAGGCCCUGGCGGUAGCCCGGCACCUUUGACAAGAAUAAAAGAGAGCCCGUUUCCUGGGGCCGUUUUAACCCAA
This is a messenger RNA of Crotalus tigris (Tiger rattlesnake), 2157 nucleotides long. RefSeq names its product centrosomal protein 41 (gene CEP41). Lineage: Eukaryota; Metazoa; Chordata; Lepidosauria; Squamata; Viperidae. Gene Ontology annotation, biological process: protein polyglutamylation; cilium assembly. Gene Ontology annotation, cellular component: ciliary basal body. The record is from RefSeq and is a predicted model, not a curated record. The coding region runs from base 1074 to 2099 and encodes 341 amino acids. The transcript has 9 exons.